GUUUUUGCACCAUGUCUUAUAAAUGUCAACAGCUCUCCUUCUCGCUCUCCUCACUUACUCCAAUCCUGCCAACCUACUCAAACCAUGCCAGAUAGUCCGAAAGACGACAAAAAUCACAACGGCGACGCUUCCCUUGAUUCCCAAGAGCAACUUGUACCACGGUUUCACUCAAGCAAGCAAGCAAAAAGGAAGCUCAAUAUCCUGCUGACAAACGGCCGGUUCCCAGUGUCCCUUGACCUCGCCCGUCAACUCAAAGCCAGCGGCCAUAAGGUCUACGUUGUGGACCCCAUGAAGUACCAUGUUUGCAAAUUCUCGAGAGCCGUCAAGAAAUCCUGGCAUGUCCCUGCACCUCACGUCGACCCAGCAGGCUACGUCAAAGGCGUAAAGAAAGCGAUUGUGGAGGCCAAUAUUGACCUUAUCGUUCCUUUACACGAGGAGGUAUUCCAUGUGACACAGAUCUGCAAGGGCAACCCAGAAAUCAUCGGUAAACUCUUUGCUCCGUCAUUCGACAUGCUUAUUUGCCUACACAACAAAUGGUACUUUCACAAAAUUCUCCGUCGAUUCAAUCUCGAUGCUCCAGAAACAUGGUUAUGUCGAUCAGUGGAGGAUGUACAGAAUCUCGAUCGUAGUUCUGACCUAGCAUUGAAACCCGUCUUUGGCCGCGCCAAAUCCAACCUCUACCAUUUGAAGGCCAACCACCCACUCCCCGACAAUAUUCUCAUAGGGCCCGAUAAUCACUACGUUGCUCAGGUCUGGAUCUAUGGAAAGCAAUUUUGCACGUACUCUGUAGCGCGGGACGGCAAGAUGCUCGCGCUUGCGAUAUAUCCCGUACAGGACACCGUGGAUGGAUCAUCUUGUGUUUACUUCAAAUCCAUCGAUCAUCCUGGUAUUCGGUCGUAUGUCGAGGUUCUCAUACAGAAACUGGGAUAUACCGGACAAAUUGCGCUAGACUUCAUUGAGACAGAUUCGCGGCUUGUUGCUAUCGAAUGUAAUCCGCGCGCCACGUCUGGCAUCCAUCUCUUUAAGCAAAACGAGGGGCUUGUAAACGCGCUCACCAGUGCAGUGGAUACCAGUUCUCCGUUGGAAUCAUUUUCAUUUACGCUGGCCAAAAUUGGAGCAAAACGCCAGCUAUUUCCCGGCAUGGUAAUGUGGCAGCACGAAGGAGUGUCUCUGAAGCAGUAUCUUCGCCAUCUCGCAAAAUUAACAACUACGCGGGAUGUGAUAUUUUCGUGGCGCGAUCCAAUGCCGAGCCUCAUGCAGCCGUUUUUGCUGACGAGUUAUUAUGAGAUUUGCAGGGAGAGAAAGAUGAAGCUUGGUGAAAUGUUCCAGUGGGAUCUGACGUGGGAGCCGAAGGGAGAAGAACUUCGACAAGUGGAAAGGGAGAUGGAGGUGUGGGACGCGGAGGGUGGAGCCGCUCGCACUGGAGGAUUGCAGGGGGAUGGGAAUCAAGCGAUAAGCAUGGAUGGCGCGACACUCCCAUAGGUGCUACAUUGGGCAAGUAAUACCAACGAAGUAGGACACGGUCGAAGGGUGGAAAACAGUUACUUAAUGCCGGAUCACAUAUAUGUUGAAACUUAAAAAAAUCUAGCGUGAUAUGAGCGAAAGUCAGCCGAUCUUACCGUAUUAGCGACAUUGGAAAUAUUAAUGUGGAGGUGAUUGCAAAUGGCACUAGGACCCAUUAUUAUCCGGAUUAAUCCGGUUAAUCAUAUCGCAUAAUCAGC
Spizellomyces punctatus DAOM BR117 is the source of this 1721-nucleotide messenger RNA. RefSeq lists its product as uncharacterized. Gene Ontology annotation, molecular function: ATP binding; metal ion binding. NCBI's taxonomy places the organism in Eukaryota, Fungi, Chytridiomycota, Chytridiomycetes, Spizellomycetales, Spizellomycetaceae. The coding region runs from base 85 to 1482 and encodes 465 amino acids. The transcript has a single exon. The record is from RefSeq and is a predicted model, not a curated record.